Molecule: messenger RNA, 1964 nt
Organism: Aureobasidium subglaciale EXF-2481
Lineage: Eukaryota; Fungi; Ascomycota; Dothideomycetes; Dothideales; Saccotheciaceae
Exons: 3
Coding region: 162-1964 (600 amino acids)
Molecular function (GO): ATP binding; ATP-dependent protein folding chaperone
Source: RefSeq, a predicted model, not a curated record
AUAACGACUACUGUUCACUCGCCGACCAUCUACGGAGACAUUGACCUGGCUUCACUUGUUGCCUCGGCCUCCUACCUUAUAUCCCCUCCACAAACUGCUUCUUUCUCACUCAACUCUCUCCCAACCCUCAACUCACUGCUGCAACCUUUCAAGUUACAAUCAUGCCUGCCGGACGUCCCAAGAAGGAUUCCAUCGUCGUCGGAGUUGACCUGGGUACCACUCACUCUGGUGUGUCGUACACGUUCCGCGGCAAACCCGACCCUGCAAGCGAGAUCCCUGUCGUCAGAAGUUGGCAGGAUGGCACUGGCUGCGACAAAGUUCCUACUCAGUUGCAGUAUGAGAUUUCUUCUGAGGCCACUCCUUUACCCAGCCGCAAGCGUAGAGCAGCGGGAAGUUACGCAGACCUGAAGAAGUCCGAUUGUCAUGUCGCCAAGUGGGGGUUCCCUGCCAGUAAGGACAAGGGUUCACUUCAGAUGCUCAAGCUACUUCUUGAUCCCCAGCAGGAGCUACCUGCAUACGUCUCUCGUAUAAAGCUCGAGGCUCAGCUCACGAAGAUUGGCAGAAGUGCUGUCGAGGCUACUGCUGACUUCUUGGAGAAGCUCAAGGGACAUGCUCUCGAGGCCCUCGAAAAACGCUAUGGCAAGGCUUUCAUGGCAUCGACCAAGAUCGAGUACAUACUCACGGUGCCUGCCGUCUGGUCCGAUGCGGCCAAGGAUGCCACUCUCAGAGCAGCUGAGAUGGCUGGAUUCUCCAAGUCUCGCAAUCUGCAGAUGAUUACCGAACCCGAAGCUGCUGGUCUUUACGCUCUCAAGCAGAUGGAGGGUGUCACUCUUGCCGUGGAAGACACCUACAUCAUCGCAGACGUCGGCGGUGGCACAUCAGAUUUUUGCGCGUUCGAAGUGAAGUCACUCGAGCCUCUUCGUCUGGCAGAAUGCGCUGCUGGAACUGGUGCUGUUUGCGGUAGCGGUCUUCUCAAUGUGCGCUUUGAGGAGCACGUCAAGUCUCGCAUGGGUCUGACUGCUUUCGAAGAGUACUGUGAGAGGUAUCCCAGAGAAUGGGACAGAUGCGUUGAGCAUUUCGAGUUGCGUACCAAGCGUGACUUCAACCCUCUUGCCUUGGGCCAAGAUCCUGACGACAUGGACGAUGCCAGUGUCCCACUCGCUGGUGCCCAAGAAGAUUCCCGCGCCGGAAUCGAGAAGAACUAUCUCAUCAUCACUGCUGACAAUCUCAACGAUAUCUUUCGUCCUGUCAUGGAUGCUAUCGUCAAGCUGGCCGAUGACCAGUACAUCUCUCUGAUCAAAGAGAAGAAGAGGCCCAAGGGUCUCAUUCUCGUGGGCGGCUUUGGCGAAUCCAACCAUCUCUUCAACAUCCUCAAGAAUCACUUCAACGGCACUGAGGACUUUGAAGUCUUGCAGCCUCCCAACGCCUGGUCCGCUGUCGCUCGUGGAGCAGUCAUCCACUGUAUCGAGGGUGACAAUCUAGUCGAAGCCCGCAUUGCCAGACACCACUACGGCGUUGUCAGUCGUCUUCCCUUCGAGCCUGAAAAGCACAGCCGCAAGAACUGCGUCUUCGAUGAAGGCGACGAGCGUUGGUACGCCGAGAACCAAAUUACCUGGUAUGUCAAGAAGGGCCAGUCCAUGCCAUCCAAGACUCCCAUCAUCUUGCCCUUCCACUUUACCAACGACAGCAAGCUUCUCGCCGAAGACGUCAUCCUCGUUGUCAGCGAUGAGCAAGAAGUACCCACAGAGUUCGCUCAGUCCGCACGCACUCGCAUGCUAGGUACCAUCCACGUGAACCUCGAGAAGGUCACUUCCACUUCCUGGAAGAAGCGCAAGACUGCUUCAGGCAGACAGUUCGUGGUCCUCGACUACGGAGUUGGAAUGAGUCUUGGUUCAGGUGGACUGAUCUGGGAAAUGCUCGUCGGCACAAAGGUCUGCGGUUCGCUGAGAGCCAAGUACGAGUGA